GUCAUUCAGUCCACAUCCUCAUCUCAUCUUCCUUGCUCUCAGAUACAGAAAACUCACUCAAGGCACGGCAGAGUACUCUCAGCCACAAAUCACAUUCACACACAUUAUUCGAAACCCAUAUCACAGUACACUACCAUCAACAAUCGCUGCCACAAACUCGAAAGUCAAAUAACCAAACCACUACCUCGCCUUCAACUUGAACACCACACCAGCAGGUAGCAACCCACACAAGCAUAUACCAUGGACGAAACAUUCCAACACUCACAAGCAGUUAACUUCACUCGCACUCUUACAGCAAUUCCCAGACAAAGCGAAAGGAAGGCGGGAGAGAAAAGAGAGCCUGAAAGAGAAUUUGGGUUUCGGCUGAAGCCUGAAAGCCUAAGCCCAACUCCGAAAGUGAGAUCCAUUAUUCAGAGCCCACCCAAGUUUCAAGAAGUGUCCAAGAGCCCUGAUCCGAUAGAAAUCCCAUUACCGACACUGAUCUGAUCGUGGUCCAAAUUCCAAACCCAAUUCCCAACUUAAGAAAAUAUUUCUUCACCACAAUCAAUCCAGUCCUCUUGGACCAGGAACUCAGCUCAGCUUUUCAGAUUAAAGAUGGAAACAAGGAUAGCAUUAAGUGUAGCUGUAAGUGAAGUUCUUAACGUAGACAAUUAUUUGGUUUGGAGCGUUCAAGUGAGAACCUAUUUGAUUGCUCAAGAUCUUUGGGACAUUGUUGAAGCAGCUGACCAAGAAGAUGAUGAAGCUGCUUCCAAGGCUUGGACCAAGAAGAAUGCCAUGGCUUUACACGUGAUCCAAAUUUCAUGCUCGCAACGGAUAUGUCAUGUGAUUAGUCUGAUUACUUCCGCAAAAAUUGCUUGGUCUACUUUGGAAGGGAUAUGCAGAAUCCCCAAAACACAUCUUGUUGAGUUGCAGAGUGGAUCUUCUGGUGCUGCCGUUAAGAGAAUGAACCUAGAAGAAUUCUUGGAGCAAUUUUCUGAGGAUGAGGAGAAUGAGAAAGUAGCAGCUGACUUCUAUCCUCUUUCAAGUAAUACUGUCAUGUUCCAACGGUCUGAGAUUCCUGCAGAAGGUCAACCACUGCUGGAAGCAAUUGUAAGAAAACAUCCUCACUUCAUGACGGGAUGCAAGCUAGGUGCUUCUUUGAGGAAAUCUGGACUUCAAUUGCUCGUUGCAGUAUUGCUGGAUAUGCAGCAUACAAAGCUUGAAAGUACAAACUUGAAGAGAGCACUUGAGUGGAAGAAUGCUCUUAAGGAUUUGUUGUUCAUAAAGUUUGGAGUUCAAUUCAUCCUUGAUAAGAUUCAAACUGCUGCUGAGGCUUGUAUUGCUCGAGAUAAUGAGGCUAUGUUGAAUGAGCUUGCAGUGAAGUUAGCUGAUCUUGAGAAAGUAAUUGCAGCAAAGAAAGUUGAGCUUUCUCUUUUAGUGAGCCAAAGGGAUGAAAUGAUGCAAUCAUCGUCAGCUAGAGGUGCUUCUUUCUCAGCGGAAACCUUUGGCGAUGGCUUAUUAAACUAACUUUUUUAUUAGUAGGUUAGUAUAUUGAACAAUUUGUCCUUAAGUUAUGAUGUAAUGAAACAGGUUAUGUAUUUUGGGUUUAUUUAGCUAUGUAGGCUGUGUUUUGUGCAAAGGUGCA
This is a messenger RNA of Quercus lobata, 1624 nucleotides long. RefSeq lists its product as uncharacterized. NCBI's taxonomy places the organism in Eukaryota, Viridiplantae, Streptophyta, Magnoliopsida, Fagales, Fagaceae. The transcript is spliced from 4 exons. The record is from RefSeq and is a predicted model, not a curated record. The coding region runs from base 595 to 1506 and encodes 303 amino acids.